Molecule: messenger RNA, 893 nt
Organism: Salvia hispanica
Lineage: Eukaryota; Viridiplantae; Streptophyta; Magnoliopsida; Lamiales; Lamiaceae
Product: elongation factor 1-beta 2-like
Biological process (GO): translational elongation
Cellular component (GO): eukaryotic translation elongation factor 1 complex; cytosol
Molecular function (GO): translation elongation factor activity; guanyl-nucleotide exchange factor activity
Source: RefSeq, a predicted model, not a curated record
GUUUUUAGUACGGCAUAUAAAAGCUCGCCCCUCUCAUCUCUCUCUCUCUCUUGACUCUCCACUCACUCUGCAACUUUUCGCUCUUCUAUCUCCAAAGUCAGUUAUGGCUGUUACUUUCUCAGAUCUUCACACUGAAUCCGGCCUCAAGGCACUCGACGCCUUCCUCUCCGGCAAGUCCUACAUAUCUGGAAGUCAGCUAACCAAAGACGAUGUCAAAGUUUACGCCUCCGUUCAGAAGCCCAGUGCCGAUCUCUACCCCAAUGCGAGCAAGUGGUACGAAGCUGUUGCAGCGAAGCUAGCAACCAGUUUUCCCGGCAAAGCUGUUGGAGUACAAAUCGGAGGCCAAGCUCCCGUUGCAGCUGUUGAAGCUCAGGAGGAGGCUGCCGACGACGAUGAUGAUCUCGAUCUAUUUGGCGAUGAGACAGAGGAGGAAAAAAAGGCUGCAGAAGCCAGGGAAGCUGCCAAGGCGCCUGCUAAAAAGAAAGAAAGUGGGAAGUCGUCUGUUCUCAUGGAUAUUAAGCCUUGGGAUGAUGAAACUGACAUGAAGAAGCUUGAAGAAGCUGUUAGAAGCAUUGAGAUGCCAGGCCUCUUAUGGGGAGCAUCCAAAUUGGUCGCCGUUGGUUAUGGAAUUAAGAAGCUUCAAAUCAUGCUUACCAUUGUUGAUGAUCUUGUCUCUGUUGACACUAUGAUAGAGGAGCAGCUCACAGUGGAGCCUUUGAACGAAUACAUCCAAAGUUGCGACAUUGUUGCCUUCAACAAGAUUUGAGUCAGGGCAAUAAUUUUGUUCACCAUAACCAAGCACUAUUGCUUGUUUUCGUUUAUACUAGGUUCAUUGUUACAGUAUUGACAGGAUGUGUUUUCUUUGAAUGUGCUUGAAACUUUCCAUUUGCGUA